AGGAGGAAGUGUGACGAUGCCGCACAAUCAUCGACCUCACAAGCCACUGAAACCAACAAUGAUCAAGCAACGGCUCGCCCCCCGGGCGUGAAGGCUUCAAAGGGUCUUACUAAGCAAAAUACCAAGGCAGAGUUGAAGGCGGCGGCUGAGUUUGAUACCAUGUGGAGCAUCAAGAAGGAGGAUUUUGACAUGAAAGAGAGGAUGUCGAGGAUGAUGCUACUGGAAAGUCUUAUUGCAAAGCAAGAACCGCUUGCUGACUAUGAAGAAGCGUUGAAGAAAAAGCUGAUUUCCGAAUUGAUGUCUUAAGAUUGGCUGCUCAAGUUCGUUUAAGUUAGUUUAAGUUGUGUCAAAGUAGUCUCAAGUUAGUUUAAGUAGGUCAAGUCUCUGUUUGAAAUUGUUGUCUGAACUCUUUGUUUCGUGUUCUACUUAUGGAUGAUAUAAAUGUGUUGUCUCUGUUUCAAUUUGUUGUCUCAACUCUCUGUUUUCUUGUUCUACUUACUGAUCCCUUCACGGUGUCUUUGCAGACUUCUUCAACUGGUGAUAAUCAGGUUCGAGUUUAUGUUUUAUAUAUGUUUUAUUAUGUUAUAUGUGUUACCGGUUUCGUAGUAAUGCAUGUCACUUGUCUUUAUUUGCAGGUUGAAAUAAGUUUUGGUGUCACUUGUGUCACGGACGAGCUAUGGCAUGUCACUUGUGUCACGGACCGCAGUCUGUAGCGUCUUGUCUGUUUGUGUCACGGAUUGUGUGAAGCGUCUUGUUGGAGUCUUGUCUGUUUGUGUCACGGCUUGUGGGACAGUUUGUAUAGGUUUUGGUCACGAGAUUGUAUUGGUUUUGUCUGGAGAUAAUAUAGGUUUUCUAUAUAUAUGUUGUAUUGCUCAGAACUUGUAUUCACAAUCUCAUAUUCUCUCAUUACCAACUCAAGAUAGCACAAACAAUCGCAUCUUCUCUCAUUACUCUCUUCUCUCGUCUCAUCUCUAACAAAUGGCACAAACAACAACACCAUCUCCUUUGUCUAGUCCCAAACACAAACACCAUCUCCUUUGUCUAGUCCCAAACACCAACACCAUCUCCUUUUUUUCCACACCAUCUCCUUUUUUUCCACAUAUAUGGCAUCUUCUUCUCAUAACAAUUUUGAGAGAGUAGAUGAUGAAAGUUUUGAUCAAUAUUUUGAUCAAUAUUUGGAUCAAUAUUUGGAUCAAAAAUUUGAUCAAGCUUUCGAGAAUUUUACCAUUGCUUCUGGUGCUCAAGAAGAAAGGAAAAAACGAGUUUAUAUCGAAAGAAAUCGAGAAGAAGGCGAUGUACGUUUAUGGAACGAUUAUUUCAGUGAAACUCUAACUUAUCCUGAUAAUCUCUUCCGAAUACGAUUUAGAAUGAACAAGCCAUUGUUCUUGCGUAUUGUUCAUCAACUCUCCAAUGAAGUUGAUUUUUUUCCGCCAAAAGAAAGAUUGUCUCGGAAGGCUCAGUCUCUCUCCACUUCAAAAGUGCACAGCAGCCAUUCGUCUCUUGGCAUAUGGUGGUGCGGCUGAUACUAUUGACGAAUAUCUCCGACUCGAUGCAACAACUACACGGUCAUGUUUGGAACAUUUCGUGGAAAGAAUAAUAAAUUUAUUCGGCGAGGAGUACCUAAGAAGAGCAACACCGGCUGAUCUUCAACGUCUACUUGAUAUUGGUGAACAUCGUGGAUUUCCCGGGAUGAUAUGAAGCAUCGACUGCAUGCAUUGGGAGUGGAAGAAUUGUCCCACCGCUUGGAAAGGUCAAUAUUCACGUGGCUCGGGAAAACCCACAAUCGUUUUAGAGGCGGUUGCUUCGUAUGAUCUAUGGAUAUAACAUGCAUUUUUUGGACCUCCAGGUACCUUAAAUGAUAUUAAUGUUCUUGAUCGCUCUCCUGUUUUUGAUGAUAUAAUAAAAGGUCAAGCUCCGUAAGUCACUUUCUCUGUCAAUGGAAGAGAGUAUCAUUUGGCUUACUAUCUCACCGACGGCAUAUACCCGAAAUGGGCAACUUUUAUCCAAUCUAUUCCACUACCACAAGGGCUGAAAGCGGUUUUAUUUGCGCAACAUCAAGAAGCUGUCCGAAAAGAUGUCGAGCGUGCUUUUGGAGUCUUGCAAGCUCGCUUUGCCAUCGUUAAAAAUACAGCACUUUUUGGGAUAAAAUGAAAAUUGGGAAGAUUAUGAGAGCAUGUAUCAUACUCCAUAACAUGAUAGUAGAAGACGAACGAGAUGGAUACACUCAAUAUGAUGUUUCAGAGUUCCAACAAGGAGAAGACACCGGAGGUUCACAAGUGGAUCUCACGUAUUCUACAGAUAUCCCAACAAAUAUCGCCAAAAUGAUGAGUGUUCGAACUAGAAUUCGUGAUAGGCAAAUGCAUCAACAACUGAAAGGUGAUUUGGUUGAACAUCUAUGGCGUAAAUUCGGACAUUAUCAAGACAACAACUGAAAUCGAAUGCUUUUUUCAAAAUAUUCUCGUUUAUUUCACUAAUCUUGGUUGUAAUGUUUUUUUUUAUUCUAUGUUUAAAAUAUUUUCUAUUUAAUAAAUAAAUUUUAUCUUUAAAAAAUUUGAAUUAAAUAAAUAUUUAAUUUUUUAAGAGUCCUAAAUUAAGAACCUUCCAUUGAAACUUUAAAAAUAGGUAUUUCUUAAUUACAAGCUCUUAACCAUCAUUAAUUACUAAAAAAAAUUAAACACCUCAUUUGGGGUGCGAAGAGCAUGAUUAACUCCACCUCUUAAGUGGGUUCUUAAGAGGUGGGUCCUACAAUUUUCUCUAAAACCACCUCUUCCUUCUCUUCUCCAAGAGGCAAGUUUGGUGGGUUUUUGUACUGUUCGCGGGCUCCACUGACACAUGGCGCCCCGCGAUUGGUUUGUUUUUAAUUUUUUUUAAAAAAAAAAAAAAAAAAAAUAAGAACCCAAAUGGGGUUUUAAGGGUUAAUGGUGCUCUAAGGUUAAUCAUGCUCUAAGAUCAACCUCGCGUGGUAAAUGCACAGUUUGAUAAUGAUUUAGCGAAAUUGUAGAAAAUGAUAAAAUGUUAACAGAUUAAGAUUUUACAUUAAUUUUUUAGUUAACGAUAUGAGUGUGACUUUUGCAAUAAUUUACACGCACAAGAAAGUUUUAACUAUAUUCCGUAGUUAAACGACCAAAUUUCUUAGCAAAAGUUCUAACCUUUAAGCCAUAUUUAAACCAAAAGAAAAGCUUUCAGUCAUCUCAAGAGGAAGAAAAAUCAGAAGAGAGAAAACGAAAAAAAUUCCAAAAAUGACUAAAGACCAAGACCAUUAGGGGCGGGAACUUUAUCCUCAGUCUCUCUACAAACAUUGUUCCUCGACUUUAACAAGGAACAAACUCCGGUAGAUCAAAAUUUUCUUUAGAGUAAAGAAACAUGAGCUACGGGAAUACAAAAUGCUCUAUCUUAUUGAUGCUCUUGAAGGUGCUGCUUUUGCUGAUCCUUUAUUGUGAAGAUGUUGCUGCUUCAAGCUCUUGUCAAAGUCAGUGCGGAGGUGUCAAGAUACCAUACCCUUUUGGAAUCGGAAAGGGUUGCUACCUGGAGAAGUCUUACGAGAUCAAAUGUCUUAGUUCCACUACUUCAGGAAAGCUUGCUCCUUUCCUCUCUAUAAAGGACAACAGAGAAGUUGUGGAUAUCUCUUUUCGGCCGUCCGUUGUAGAACAAUAUGUAGCAGAAGAUCAACUAGCCGAACUUUAUGCUCUAUCGUUUGGGUUAGUUCGUGUUAAAAUACCGAUAACAUCCUCCGGCUGCGGUGGAAAAGAGCGCCCAGAAUCAUUUAUGAAUCUCACUGGUACCCCUUUUUUCAUUGCCUCCGAAAACAGCCUCGUAGCUGUUGGUAGCAAUGCCAAAGUGUCGUUGACUCAUGUAGAGCCAAACAUAGUGGGAUGCGAGCUGACUAGCAAUACAAGCAAAUACCAGUCUAGCAAUAGUGUUCCUUUUCUCAAAAACACGCAGUGCUUGACAAGUAAGAGCUAUUUAUACGGGGAAUGUGCAAUAUACAAAGAUGAUGUAAAGGAAUGCAAUGGUAACGGAUGUUGCAAGGUUGGACUAAGAGACCAUCAGCAAGCUAUUGGUAUCAGGAUCGAGAGCAACAAUUCAACAACAACAAGAGAAGAAAAAUGUAGAGUCGCCUUCUUGACAGUUGAAUCGUACACUUCCUCAAAUGCGACAAACCCACAAGAGUUAUUUGAUAAGGGAUAUGCUACGCUUAGUCUAGGGUGGGUAAUCCAGACGAAGAAUCACUCUUUCGUGAGCUCCUUGUCCUGUGACGACAGAGACAUCUACGAAAAUACUACUGUUGCGGUUGGAUCCCAAAGGAAGUGUAUCUGCGUUAAAAGCACCAAUGCUAAGAUUAGCUAUGCACAUUGUUCCUGCAAAAGAGGUUACACAGGGAACGCAUAUGACCCUCACGGAUGCCAAGACGUUAAUGAAUGCAAAACCGAACAUAUCUCAUGUGGAGGAAUGAACACUUGUGUGAAUACUCAAGGAGGCCAUCACUGUGCGGGUGAUAAGAAAAAAGCAAUACUCAUUGGGGUGAGUUCAGGUUUUGGUGCUUUAACCCUAGUUAGUGGAGUAUGGUGGUUGAGAAAGUUUCUAAUAAAGAGAAGGAAGGAAAAGAGGAAGAAGAAGUUCUUUAAACGUAAUGGGGGACUACUCUUGCAACAAGAACUAAAUACAAGCCAAGGCAAUGUCGAAAAGACAAAAAUCUUCAGCUCUAGAGAGUUGGAGAAAGCCACUGAAAACUUCAGCCAAAGCAGAGUUCUUGGACAGGGAGGCCAAGGCACUGUGUACAAAGGUAUGCUGGUAGAUGGUAGAACCGUGGCAGUCAAGAAAUCCAAAGUCAUGGAUGAAGACCAACUCCAAGAUUUCAUCAACGAGGUGGUGAUUCUCUCACAGAUCAACCACAGACACAUAGUGAAACUCUUGGGAUGUUGUCUUGAGACAGAAGUUCCUAUUUUGGUUUACGAGUUUAUCAUCAACGGAAACCUUUUCCAGCAUAUCCAUGAAUUAGAGUCUAAUGAUUACACUAUGAUAUGGGGAAUACGUCUACGCAUUGCUGUGGACGUUGCAGGAGCUCUCUCUUAUCUUCAUUCUUCUGCAAGCUCUCCAAUCUAUCACAGAGAUAUCAAGUCGACCAACAUAUUACUAGACGAGAAGCACCGAGCCAAGGUGGCUGAUUUCGGAACAUCUAGGUCAAUAACCAUAGAUCAAACUCAUUGGACAACAGUUGUUUCAGGAACCGUCGGUUAUGUGGAUCCAGAGUAUUACCAGUCUAGCCAGUUUACAGAUAAGAGUGAUGUUUACAGCUUUGGAGUCGUCCUAGCGGAACUUAUUACUGGAGAUAAGCCUGUUGUAACAAUACAAAACACUCGAGAAACAAUAAGCUUGGCAGAGCAUUUCAGACACGCCGUUAAAGAGAAGAGGUUUUCUGAUAUCACGGAUGCUCGAAUAAAAGAUGAUUGCAAACCGGAACAAGUAAUGGCAGUGGCAAAUCUAGCUGUGAAGUGCUUGAGCUCGAAAGGAAAUAAACGUCCAAAUAUGAGAGAAGUUUUUACCGAGCUAGAGAGAAUUUCCGCAUCUCUAGAGGAUUCACAUGUGCAGGUUAUGAUUGAUGAAGCUGAAGAAGACGAGGAAGAAGAGGUUAGGAUUAUGAUAAACAGAGGCGAUUCUUUGAGCGUUGGUCUGACUGCUCCAGCCUUCAGUAUUGUGGCUUCGCCUUCUUCUUCAGAUGCUGAAUCAUUGUUUCCUCGUCCCACAUGGUGAGUCUAUCAGAUUUUACAACGUUUGGUAAUAAAUUUGCAAGUGAGUUUCCGUUCAGGAUUUAAAUGAUUUGGUUUUGUAUUAAUGUGUGUGUUUGAAACUACAUGUUCUUGUAUUUAUGUUUGUGUUUGAGACAAUGUACUUGUAUAUGUUGACAUUUGUUUUUUAUAUAUUCAGGUUCUUGAUAAAAAUAAUUAAGUGGUCUUUAAGUCUUUAGUUCUCUUUACCUUUACAGAUUAUCAGCUACAGUUCCUAGUUUUAGUUUACUUUCUCUUCAAACUUGAAUUUUUAUGAUAACGGUGUUAAGUGUUUUUGCAAGUUCCAUAAGAUUUACUGUAUUUAAAAUGUAUUACAUAAGUACAUGACGUCUGCAGAGUCGAGUUCCUCAGUUCAUCUCUUCUCUUCUCAUUCUAUUUCUCCAUCUUGUUCCCUCUCCGCUUCUAUGCUUAUUUCUCAGCCGCAACUCUAGUGGUCACCAACACCUCCUCAACGGUUACAACUAAGAGCAGAAUCUUGUGAGAGGUUCUGCUUUAAUAGUACAGAUACUAUGAGCUGCAGUUUCUAAAUUUUGUAUAUCAACUUUAAAUUUUAAAUUUUAGGGAAAUUAGUCUGUAUAACGUCAAAAUAAACCAUAAUUCACUAGAUAGCCAAAAGCCCUAGUUUUUCAAUACACCCAUUGUCUUUUAUGUAUUAAUUCAAUUUUGCCCUUCACGCCAACCGGCGAAACCUGCAGAAAAAAAAAUUCAUAAUUAUCAACUGUCAUAAUUAUUCGUGGCUAAAUUAGAAUCACACCAUCUUUUCUUUUACUUUCAUGUGGUAACUCUUGGGAAACUGAAAGGACUCCAUCGCCGGUUUGCUCACUCUCUUCGAACCCAUCGCUUUCAUCUAUACCGUUGCCACCGUUGGACUUCUCUGCUUUUGAAGUCCAGUAAAAAGGGAACAGCCGAACCGACUCAGAAAUCGAUUGCGAACAAGCGUUGUUACAGUCCAAGCGGCGACAAGGAGCACAUGAGCAUCUUCUCUUUUACAGAGGUGAAUUGACUGAGAGCGGUGUCAACACUGUAAGUUUUCGGUUUUGUGUCUUCCGUUCUAUGCUUGCUCUGCUUGUUUCCCUUAUUUGGGAUAUCGUAGUUCUAUCUGCUUCUAACUUGUUAAAUCCAACUCAUCGGUUCAGUUGCAUGUUGGAUCUGGUAACCAUAGUUCCCCGAAUUAAUUGAGGGUUUUACUUCCCUGUUUUGUUGGAAUCAUAUGUUUACUGCAAAUUUUGGGGUAAAUUUUUGUUUGUAAUCGAAAGGAACAAAUGAGGGUAGAACUAUAUUUGUGCUAUUAUGCUAUGUUACAUGGAAUAACGUAAUAACUAUGUGUGAAAUGGAAUAUCUUAUCUUAUAGUUGUGUAACUGUACCAUUCCGUGUAGUAUGUGGGAAUGAAGUUCCAUAUUACCAUAUGUUGCAUUUCCAUUCCAUUUCAUUUGAGUUGAAUUUCCAUUCCAUUUCAUUCAAUUCCAUACUAUUUUGGACGGACAAUGUUGUGUUCCAUAGAACUUAUUAUCUUCGGCUCUGUUUCACUAUUACUUUGUUCAUCGCAUAUUCUUUUUUUUUAAUCAUACAUCACUGAUCUGCAAUUUUACAUUUUCCUUCUCUUUCCCAGAUUUGUCAUGGAUGACUUGGACCUUCUUAGAGGUGGGAUGGUGUUGUGUCCUAAAUAACUUUUGUAAUAUGAAAUAGAAUAUGUCGGCUAUUCCAAAUAGAAUGGAUGUCUUCGUUUUUUUAUACUACACAGAUGAAAUAUGAAAAAAUUAUAAAGUAACUAAAAUAUGUGGUAUGUGUACUUGUACGUCUUCAUAAGUUUAUUUGUAAAUGUCACCCUUAACAAUUACUGAUAUAUAUUGUAUUGUUUACACUUGAAAGUAUAUUAUUACAAUUACGGAUCUAUAUUGUAUAUUUUAACGGUAUAUAAAUUUAUGUACUAUUUCCAGAGUUGCAUAUUUAGGUGUACGGUUUUAAAAUGUGUGUAUGGUUUACAAAUCAGAGGUUAGGGUUUAGUAUUCCCAAUUAUGUUGUAUACUAUUUAUUUUGUUGCAUUCUAUUUGGGUUUAGUGUUUACAUUUAAGUGUACAGGUUAUAAUUGGGUUUAAUGUGUAGUGUACAGGUUAUAAUUGGGUUUAAUGUGUAGUUAUCAGGGCUUAGUGUACAGGUUAUAAUUGGGUUUAAAGUUUAGUUAUCAGGGCUUAGGAUGUUGUGAUAAGGGUUUAGGGUUUAGUAUUUUUGGGUUGGGGGUGGUGUGAAAUUUUGGUUUGUUUCUUAGGGGUUGAGAUGAGGUUGGUGUCCUAAACAAUUUUUGUAAUAUGAAAUAGAAUAUGUCUGCUAUUCUGUAUAAAAUGGUUUUAUUUAUUUUUAUACUAUACAGAUGGACUGGAAUAUUGCUUUUUCAGUUUAGUUUACGUUGGUUUCGGGUUCAAGCUGGGUAAGCAAUACAUACUUCGAUGUCAGCAUAGAAGUUCAAUAAUGUUACCAUUAGUUUCCAUCUUAUUAAACAGUUCUUAUGCUAUCAUACAGUAUGAAUUCUAUACGAUGUGGGUAUAUCGAAUGGAACCACACUAACAUAAAUUUUGUAACAUAUGUUAUAUGUUCACAUAUAUGGACACUACAAUGACUUUAACCUGACGACAAUUAUUUACUGGGUUCACUGUAAACUGAAAAAACAUUUCCCCUCUUUUCUUGUUAAUUUUUUUUGUGUUUCGAUAUGCGGUUCUCAUCACGACCCAGGACGUCACAUACUAUCACUUGUAACUGGUUACCUGUUAAGGUAAGGGGCAAAACCGAAUAGUUUGUGUAUGAAAUGUCUGACACUCUAAAUAACGUAAAAAUCAAAGUUACUUAGUUAAUUUACCCAAAGCCAGAAAAUCUGCUAAUGCAAUCCGCAGAAUUACAUAGAGAUUUCUUCUCUUAUGAGAUUGAGCGAGGAAAUGUCAAAGCCAAGGCUAACUCUCUUUCCUGCGCUAGUGAAUCAUAUGUCUCGAUUUAUAGCUAGUACGCAAAUUAACCCUAAAUUUUAAACCAUCCGCUCAAUGUUUUUUUUUGUAUUUUGCUAGUUCAUUGUAUGAACAUGACUUUUUACAUGUGACUUGUGCAACAAAUAAACUGCAUGUGCAAGUGAAUGCACAUUUUUAUUAUUGGCAAAAACAAAAAGCCAAAAAAUAAAUAAAAGGAUUCAUGCGUAACUUUGCAUGCUUUUUACCUGGGGUACACUCCAUUCCCUCUCGUGGAA
Messenger RNA from Brassica napus (rape), 9016 nucleotides. Its product is annotated as wall-associated receptor kinase-like 17. The transcript has 3 exons. Gene Ontology annotation, molecular function: ATP binding; protein serine/threonine kinase activity; polysaccharide binding. Gene Ontology annotation, biological process: cell surface receptor signaling pathway; protein phosphorylation. Lineage: Eukaryota; Viridiplantae; Streptophyta; Magnoliopsida; Brassicales; Brassicaceae. Gene Ontology annotation, cellular component: plasma membrane. The record is from RefSeq and is a predicted model, not a curated record. The coding region runs from base 3364 to 5751 and encodes 795 amino acids.